Molecule: messenger RNA, 767 nt
Organism: Cannabis sativa
Lineage: Eukaryota; Viridiplantae; Streptophyta; Magnoliopsida; Rosales; Cannabaceae
Exons: 6
Coding region: 218-586 (122 amino acids)
Source: RefSeq, a predicted model, not a curated record
AGAGAGAGAGAAAGAGAGAGAGAGAGAGAAAGAUCAACGCAACUAGCAGUAAAAUCCCUAAAUCGCAAAUGAGAUGCGUGUACUGUUGAUAUUUCACCUAGCCCUCAUCCUCUUUGACCUUGCUCUGGCGAUCAACAGGCGGCCCCUUCGUCUUCUUCAAAAUCAUCACUAAAGUAACAUUCAUUUGCAAGUGCGUCAAGAAAUUUCUCCAGUUGUAAUGACAAUUAUUUCAUGCUUAGUCCCCAUUCUCAAACAUGCUGAGGGGCUUAAUAAGUCACUUAUUGAGAAUAGUGUAAUCACACUCGAGAGAUCAGAAUCUUCCAUCAGAGUCACCCACACCGAGAUUCAUGAAAUGGAUGCCAAAGAUGAUACCAGGAAGCGAUUGAAACCAGUUGUGGAAGACCACGGAGCCAUUUUGAUGGCUGAGGCUGAAAUUGAUCAGACUAACGGUGCAUCGCCAGAAAUGGAACUUCAUAUCACUCAAAUUCUUGAAAAAUGGGACAAUUUCACUAACAUGGUGUCUGAACUUCUUGAAUCUGGAAAGACAAUGUUUAAGGAGCUCAGUAAUGAAUUCGAGAGCAGAUGAUCACGUUAGUAGUGCCUUAUUAUAUAUAUUCACUUCUAUAUAAUUCAAUCUUUAACUUAAACUCUUGCUAUGCUCCAACCAAAAUAGUUGUUAUUAUUCUGAACACUUUAUCAUUAAUUACAAUAAAAAAAGCCACAUACAUAUAUAUACAUAUAUUUUUAUUAUGUAAGACAUGAAAGUA